AUGGAUAGCGGGGGAAUCAGAAAAAGGAAAGAUGCGAAGGAUAACAAAGUAAACAUACAGGGGGGGAUGAAUUUUCCAACAAAUGAUGGUGCGGCAAAUAACGGCAACUGGAAUAGCGCCAGUGUGACAAGAGGGAAAAAUGAGCACUGGGAUUUGAGGAGAAAUGCAUUGGGGUUGUCCUCAAAUAUGGGUUCAAGCGCGAGGAGGGACUCAUCAAGCGAUAACUCUAAGUCUGGGAAGAAGAAAUCUCUAGGCCUAUUCAACAGCUCGAACAUCAGUGCUAUAUCGAAUAACUGCAUGAAAUCGUUUAACAAUAUGUUGAAUAAUAUUAACUACAACAUAAACAGCUCCGUGGGUAGUGGCACUGGUGGAGGAGGCCACUUGGGUGACAGAUCAGGGGCCUCCGCAGAGACCAGCUUCUACGAAAAUCAGUUUAAAAAUCUGAACCUCGCUAAAGGAAUAAGCUACCUAAGCAGUAUAGCCAACCCGCAGCAAAAAUUUACCUCCGAUAGUAGGAACGUAAUAACGGGGAACCAAAGCAACUUUAACUUUUUUCGCAACUAUGAGAAUAACCUAGCAGAAAAAAGGGAAAACAAUACAAGUGGCACAAAUCAGUACAGUAACUCCUCACAGGGGAAGUAUGCCAACGCCAGCAGGGCAAAUAUGACAAACUCAACAAAUAAAAGCAGCACAGUUAAUAGCCAAAAUUUAGAGAGCUUUUUAAGUAACAAAGAAAUUCAGAACCCAAACUAUAACAUCACAGGAUUUGGAAAUACCUACACAAGUGAAAUAAAUAAUUUAAGAAAUAUAAAUAACGAUGAGACGUAUUGUACCUGUCUCGAUAACCUGCUACGAAAUCAUGGAAAUAUUGAUUCGAAUGAAAUGCUAAAAUAUAAUGAUAAAAAUAUCAACUGCUUAAAUGAUAUAAUAUUCCUAGAUGUGUACAGAGCAUAUAACGUUUUAACUUAUAUGCAAGAAAAAGUCAACAUAAUAAUUUACACCAUAAGAAUUAUUGGGAAGAAAUUAAAAAAAAAACAUGUCCCCGAGGAAGUAGUCAUUUCUUUAGAGUUCCUAAAUUUCUGUGUCAAAAAUUUAGGCCUUUUUUUUGUUCGAUUUCUGGAUGAAAGUUUUAUGAAAAAAAUAAGUGCUCUGCUAAAAACAACCACUUUGAAAAAGUCAAUCACCAAGGAUGUAAAGUCUAAGUUGUCAAAAUUUCUCAUCGUGCCGAUUAUCCACCCAGGCGUAGCAACAGAUCCAAGACUCCAUUUCAUAAAAAGAAAAAUCCUCUUCAUGUUACAAUUAUGGCAUGAUUCUUUUAUCCUCCACCAGCAUGUAGCUGCUGCUGUUUUUGACGAAUAUAAAUCCUUGAAGGAAAAAGGAAUUACCUUCCCCAUUAUUAAUAAGGCUGAAAAAUUUUACGUGAAAAAUGCGGACACCUCUCCAUCCUUCUCCGACGAUAAUAUACUCCACGAUUUGCCUCUAAAAUUGGCACAAAUUAAUAAUAUGAUGAAAAGUUUAAAAGAAAUUAAACACAUGCAUAAUGAUGAGGAGAAAUCCAAAUGCAUUGCCAUCGUGGCAAAGUACAAAGAUCUCGUCUUCCAAAGUAUUAACAAAUUGUCCGACUAUAAGGGGAACAUUAACAUCUCCGUCACGUUAAAUUCGCUCCUAUACAUUAAUGACCAGAUUUGCAUUUUUGAAAAAUGGGAAAAGGAGCGGGAAAAUGGGGACGGAAGCGAAAAUGGGUUCAAGUCCACCCUGAGGGAUAAAAUAACCGAAGAGGAAACUGAAAAACUCAAGCAAAAGGGAAAGAAAAAGAAAAACAAAAAGAAGGAAACCUCCAACCCAUCAAAUAUUAACGAAAUUAUUUUUAACAAAUACGACCCCUGGAACACCGAAAAGAAGGAAGAUAAAAAUGAAGCGGAACAAGAAAAGGACAUCUUUUUCGACGAACCGGUUGCAAGUUUUACCAGCGCCACUUCUUCCAAGUUAACGAACAAAGAGACGACCACCCCAUUUAACAGUAAAAACGGUGUACCAUACGACAGUGAAAAUAUGUUUUCAUUUUUUGGUGAAGAAUCCAUCAACGAGGAGGUGAUAACUGCACCUAAAAAGGAUAACAACGUGGAGGACAAAUAUAGCGUUUUCAACGAACUGAACUUUGGUAAUGAUUCUGCUCAUCAUUUAAGUAAUAACUUCCAACCGGGUCUGCAUAACCUUAACGUCACUUCGCAAAUCGCAGCGCAGAAUUCAUCAAAUCAGCUUCACCCUGUUCAUAUCGCGCAACAACAUGGUCACUCAGCCAACAAGCGAACAACUCGAAAUAACAAUUUUGAUAGUGAUAUAUUUGGGAACAAUUUAUUACCCAAGGGGCAAGGACAAAAUUCAAAUCUCCAUUCAAACGUAGCGAAUGGUCUACCCCCCCAUGGCUACAAUUCACCAUUACACAAAAAUGGUACAGAGGCAGUAUUUGCCAUCCCUGGAAAGACAACCCCCUUGCCCCCAAUGCAUAUAUUAACAAGUGAACCGAACGAAGGGAACUUACAAAUAGGCAUAACAAACUACAGUUUAGAUUUAACACAAAUUGAAAUUUCUGACCAGUCUUACUUGAGCGAGAAAAGUAGAAACCGAAACGGAGGAUGUGCAGGCGACCCUCUCCCGGAUGACGCAAAUGUGACCCCUGGAAAUGAACAAAAUGGUGCUGCAGUGAAAACUACUCACAUGAACGACCUUCCCAGUCUGAAUAAUUCACACAAAGGGGGAAAUAAAGUCAACGUGUUCGGGGAUAGCGGCCCCCCUUUUAAUGGGAUCGAUUUUGAUAAUAUAAUUGAUUCUGCAGAAAGUAGGAAAAAUGCGUUUCAGCAAAAUGAACAGAAAGCUACUGGGCAGAGGAACAUCCCCAAGGAGGAACCCCUUACGAACGAAAAUGCAAAUGAAGCUAACUAUGAUUAUUUAUUCGAAACGUUUGAUUUUGGCCCAUCCGACAAUAAGGGUGGUGUGCCGAACGUGGAAAUAAAUGCAAGUGCCCUUGCUGAAAAACAGAACAAUUUGAAGAAUCCAUUGGAAUUUGACCCACCCGCUAUAGGAUCAAACAGAGCGAAUGAACAAACAAAUGCAAAGGAAGUGUGCGACACGCAAAUUCGAAAUGUGCAUGGAGGAACAUCUGACAUGGUGCUGGACCAAGUUAACAAGGAAGCCUCAAGUAUAAACGAAAAGCACAACCCAGUGAGUCAGACCACCUUGAAUAAGGACGACUUGUACAGCCACCUAAACCAAUUGGCUUCCAUGAGUAGCAUGAAUGGUGAAUCGCUCAGCGCAGAUGAAAUUUCAUUCGACAAGCACAAAUGUGAUAGUGAGAGCCCAAAUAAUACUUCAAAUUUGGAGGAAGAAAUUUCACAAAAGAGUUUCCACGAUGGUGGGACAGUUGACCAAUGCAAGGAGGAACAAAACGUUCAAGAGAAGAAGCAUUCAAGCAGUACCCCGAUAGGUGAAGAAAAAGAUAAAAAGGAAGACAACCCCGAUGAGGAAAGCAACGCCGAUUCGAAUGAUAUAAACUUUGACGAGAUCGACGAAAUAACGAAAGCAAUAGAUGACCUCAACGAUAACUUUGAAAAUAUGAACAUUUAUAAAUUUGAUAAUUAA
Molecule: messenger RNA, 3639 nt
Organism: Plasmodium coatneyi
Lineage: Eukaryota; Apicomplexa; Aconoidasida; Haemosporida; Plasmodiidae
Exons: 1
Coding region: 1-3639 (1212 amino acids)
Molecular function (GO): ubiquitin binding; phosphatidylinositol binding
Source: RefSeq, a predicted model, not a curated record